GGCACAAGCCGUUUCCGGAAGCUACACCAACAUCACCCCGCCCCUUCCGCCCGCUCGCUAUAUAAGACUAUUACGUAACUUCCGCUUUCUUUUCCACAGGAGGCCUGCACGCCGCUGCCGCCAUGUCUCUAGUGAUUCCUGAGAAGUUCCAGCACAUUUUGCGAGUACUCAACACCAAUAUCGAUGGGCGGCGGAAAAUAGCCUUUGCCAUCACUGCAAUUAAGGGUGUAGGGCGAAGAUAUGCUCACGUGGUGUUGAGGAAAGCAGACAUCGACCUCACCAAGCGGGCAGGAGAGCUCACAGAGGACGAGGUGGAACGUGUGAUCACCAUUAUGCAGAACCCACGCCAGUACAAGAUUCCAGACUGGUUCUUGAACAGACAGAAGGAUGUGAAGGACGGGAAAUACAGCCAGGUCCUGGCCAAUGGUCUGGACAACAAGCUUCGUGAAGACCUGGAGCGGCUGAAGAAAAUUCGGGCCCACAGAGGGCUGCGCCACUUCUGGGGUCUUCGUGUUCGAGGCCAGCACACCAAGACCACAGGCCGCCGGGGUCGCACUGUGGGUGUGUCCAAGAAGAAAUAAGUCUGUAGGCCUCGUCUGUUAAUAAAUAGUUUAUACACCUA
This is a messenger RNA of Myotis myotis, 622 nucleotides long. RefSeq names its product ribosomal protein S18 (gene RPS18). Gene Ontology annotation, molecular function: structural constituent of ribosome; RNA binding. Bases 123 to 581 code for a protein of 152 amino acids. The record is from RefSeq and is a predicted model, not a curated record. Gene Ontology annotation, biological process: translation. The transcript is spliced from 6 exons. Gene Ontology annotation, cellular component: cytosol; small ribosomal subunit; ribosome. NCBI's taxonomy places the organism in Eukaryota, Metazoa, Chordata, Mammalia, Chiroptera, Vespertilionidae.